Molecule: messenger RNA, 951 nt
Organism: Mytilinidion resinicola
Lineage: Eukaryota; Fungi; Ascomycota; Dothideomycetes; Mytilinidiales; Mytilinidiaceae
Product: HET-domain-containing protein
Exons: 3
Coding region: 1-951 (316 amino acids)
Source: RefSeq, a predicted model, not a curated record
AUGGCCCGCAAGUUAGUGAAACCUGAAGAGCUCCAGCAUUGGCAGUACACACCAUUUCCAUCGGCAUCGUCCGUUCGAAUUAUUCAUCUGCUACAAGCGAAGAAUGUAAACGACCAGUUAGAGUGUCGCUUUAUUGAAACCACGCUCGAGAGUAACCCACAAUACAUCGCCGCUUCAUAUGUUUGGGGUGAUAAAGCGAACCCGUCGACAAUUCUCUGUCAUGGAACAUAUCUUCCAAUCACUCGGAAUCUUGAUGCUGCUCUUAGAAGAUUUCGGCGAGAGUCUGAGGAUAUACCUUUAUGGGUUGAUAGCAUCUGCAUCAAUCAGCAAGAUAUGAUGGAAGUAAACCACCAAGUCAGAUUAAUGGGAGACAUCUAUCGCAAUGCAUCACAUGUGUAUGUCUGGCUUGGCAUCGUGCCUGUGGUUGCCAACGCCGGGGACCUUCUUCGCGGGCUACGAUGGUUUCAGAGAGGUUGGACACUUCAAGAGCUCAUUACGCCAAAGGAGGCGGUCUUCUUCACGGCAACUUGGAAGGCUGUUGGCACUAAAAAAUCCCUAUGUGGCGCUCUAUCAUCACUUACGGGAAUCCCUUCCAGAGUUCUACUCCUUGAAGAAAGCCUUCACACUGCAAGUAACGCCCAAAAGAUGUCCUGGGCUUCGACUCGAUCGACUACGAGAGAAGAGGAUAUGGCAUACUGCCUUCUCGGUCCUUUUGAUGUUAGCAUGCCAACUCUGUAUGGGGAAGGAAGUCGGAACGGUUUUCGUCGCCUUCAAGAAGAAAUCAUUAAAGUUCCAACCAAUGAGAGCAUAUUUGCGUGGCAUGGAAAGAAUGAACGUCCUGGGGCAUUGGCCGAAUCACCCGCUGAUUUUCAGAAUAUGGGAAAUGUGGAAUUUCUCGGUGCCAGUUUCCUGGUUCUAAACGACGAGUAUUAUUUACCAAUAGAGGGCUGA